AUGACAGGUACACGAAUCCUCGAGCUGUUCGGCCCAGCGCCAGAACCCCCCUCCGAGUUAGGCCGCUACCGAAUUCUUUCACCCACAGCGGGCAUACGUGUUUCUCCCCUCCAGCUCGGUGCACUAUCUAUCGGAGACGCAUGGAGCACCGAUCUUGGCUCAAUGGAUAAAGACUCGGCCAUGGAGUUACUAGAUGCCUACGCCGCUUCGGGGGGGAACUUCAUUGACACAGCAAACGGGUACCAGAAUGAACAGUCGGAAACGUGGAUAGGAGAAUGGAUGGCCAGCCGCACCAACCGGGACCAGAUGGUGAUUGCCACCAAAUUCGGGCCCGACUAUCGUGCCCAUGAACUGGGCAAGGGGCUCCCUGUGAACUAUUCGGGGAACCACAAGCGCAGCCUACACAUGAGCGUUCGUGACUCCCUGCGAAAAUUGCAAACAAGCUGGAUUGAUAUCCUCUACCUGCACACGUGGGACUAUACCACCUCUAUCCCGGAGCUCAUGGAUUCACUACAUCAUCUUGUGCAGCGCGGAGAGGUUCUCUACCUGGGAAUUUGCAAUACACCAGCUUGGGUUGUUAGUGCAGCAAACACUUAUGCCCAGCAGCAGGGGAAGACCCAGUUCUCUGUCUACCAGGGUCGUUGGAAUCCUCUGCGGCGAGAGAUCGAGCGUGAUAUUCUACCAAUGGCCCGGCACUUUGGGAUGGCCGUGACGGUGUAUGACGCCCUUGGCAGUGGCAAGUUUCAAUCACGGGAUAUGCUCGCACGCCGCAAGGACCAGGGAGAAGGGCUGCGAGCGAUAUAUGGUGGGGAGCAGACAGCGCUGGAGGAGGCAAUGAGUAAGGCGCUGGGGGUUGUCGCCGCACAGCAUGGGACUGAAUCAGUCACAGCCGUUGCCCUGGCGUACUUGCUGGCAAAGGCCCCAUAUGUCUUUCCAAUUAUCGGCGGACGCAAGAUCCAGCACUUGCAUGACAACAUCCAGGCGCUCUCACUCCGGCUCAGCCAGGAGGAGAUCAAAUAUUUAGAAAGCGUGGGAGAUUUUGACCCAGGUUUUCCGUAUGAUAUGGCUGGGGUCGAUCCAGCUGAUACUGGGAUAGCUACUCCGAUUGUGGCUCAGGCAGCACCGAUGGCGUUUGUCCAGAGAUCCAAGGCUAUAGGGUACGCUGAAUCUAACAAGGGGAGUCAGACGUCUGGCUGA
This is a messenger RNA of Penicillium brasilianum, 1197 nucleotides long. The record is from the annotation of a GenBank genome assembly. NCBI's taxonomy places the organism in Eukaryota, Fungi, Ascomycota, Eurotiomycetes, Eurotiales, Aspergillaceae.